GCUCCACAGACACGACAUUGCUUGCCCGGUCCAACCCGGUGAAGAGGAGUCGCAUCAAAAAACACAAUAAAAUGAUUUAGAUGGAGAGCGGGUUUGUCUGGGGGAGAGUCGGCUGCAUUGUGGCGUUUCGGAUUUCUAUUUAUUUAUUUUCCUUCUGAUUAUUCUCCCUGCGGUGGCUGACAUAGCCUACAUGGCUGCUGCUGAGCGGCAGGAGUAUUGUUGAGGGAAUCUAUUUGUUUAUGUUAGUAUGUAAUAUAGUUGAAAGAUGGGUCGAAACAAACCGAACCGAUUUCAUCUGGAAAUGGAUGCUGGCAUCGGCAGGAAAGCGUUAACGGGGUGCGCAUAGGGAGGUUUCAGCAAGGCUGUGGCUGCAGGGAAACGGAGAGCACAGUGCUUGUGCUUAGCAUCCAUUUAAAUACAAAAGGCGAAAUGAUUUCAGUGCACAUGUCGAGCAAAUAUUCACGUAUCCUCGGUUAAGGAAUUCAGAAAUAACAGAAAUAAGACGAAAUGCGUAUUUCGGCUGCGCAUCCACCUGUGUAUCUUAAAUGGAGGCUUCUCGUGUAAUGAUAAUAACAAGUAUAUUGAUAGUUUAUUAAAAAGUAAGACAAGUAAUACAUUAAGCAACAGCAAUUUAAAAACCUGAUUUGAUACAGGACUAGUGACAAAAGCCAAUUUCUCCUUCGUGAGACAGCUUUUUUUCCUGAAAAUCAGCUGUGCUGCAUUGAGCAGCCGUAACCAGGUACUGUUGCCAAAAUGAUGGAGCUACAGAUUGACGAGGUGGUGUACCAGGACGACUAUGGCUCCGUGUCUGUGAUGUCGGAGCGUGUGUCGGGCCUGGCCAACAGCAUCUAUCGGGAGUUCGAGCGACUGAUCCGCAGCUACGAUGAGGAGGUAGUGAAAGAGCUAAUGCCAUUGGUGGUCAAUGUGCUGGAGAACCUGGACUCGGUACUUACGGAGAACCAGGAGCACGAGGUGGAACUUGAACUGCUGAAGGAGGACAACGAGCAGCUGAUUACCCAAUACGAGCGCGAGAAGGCGUUACGGAAACAAGCUGAAGAGAAGUUCAUUGAGUUUGAAGAUGCCUUGGAAGCGGAGAAGAAGGAACUGCAGACUCAGCUGGAGAGCUUGGAACUGCACAGCAAGCAGCUGGAGCUCAAGACCAAAAACUACGCAGACCAGAUAUCCCGACUAGAAGAGCGGGAAUCAGACAUGAAGAGAGAGUACAAUGCUCUCCAUCAGCGGCACACAGAGAUGAUUCAGACGUAUGUGGAACACAUUGAAAGGUCCAAGAUGCAACAGGUUGGGAGCAACAGCCAAUCAGAGGGCAUCGGCUGUGGAAGAACCAAGACGGAGCGCCCGCCGUCGCUCAGCCUCUUCCCUGGCGUGGAGGGGAUGGUACGUGGGUGUCAGGGGGGGGCUAGGAUGACGCCCGGGUCUGACGUGUGGCAGGUCAGCGAGCUGAGCCAGCCGCGCACCAUCUCCAGCUACAAGGAGGAUGAAUCUGAAUCGGGCCAGUCGUCGGUCGCAGCCACACCCAGCAGCACAGGCACCAAGUCCAACACCCCCACCUCCUCUGUACCCUCGGCCACGGUCACUCCCCUCAACGAGUGCUUCCAGUCCAUGUCGGAUUUCGAGAUGAUGCACAGCAACAACCGGCGGAAGAAUGCCAAGCGCCUCAGCAGGAACAUGGAGGUGCAGGUCUCCCAGGAGACCCGGAAUGUCAGCAUUGGGAUGGGCAGCAGUGAUGAAUGGUCCGAGUUCCAGGAGAUCAUUGAUUCUACUCCAGAGCUGGACAUGUGUGUGGACCCACGCAUCUAUGGUGGAGGAAACAGCCCCUCCCAGGGCAUUGUCAAUGAAGCCUUUGGCAUCAAUACUGACUCCCUGUACCACGAGAUCAAAGAUGCCAAGUCUGACAUCAUAGGGGACGUGGAUGCAGGGGCAGAGCUGCUGGGGGAGUUCUCAGUGCGUGAUGAUUUCUUCGGGAUGGGGAAAGAAGUGGAGAACCUCCUGACAGAGAACAAGCAGCUCCUGGAGACCAAGAAUGCCUUGAACAUUGUGAAGAAUGACCUGAUCGCCAAAGUGGAUGAGCUGUCCAGCGAGCAGGAAGUCUUGAGAGAGGAGCUGGAGGCUGUGAAACAAUCCAAGACAAAGGUGGACUCCAGAGUGAAAGAGCUAGAGGAGGAGCUCAAGAGGUUGAAAGCAGAGGCCUUAGGAGCCACACAGGACUCCAAGGAGGAGGGAGGCGAUGAUUACUCCUCCCCACUCCAGGACGAUGUGCCUAUCGCCCAGCGGAGACGCUUCACCCGCGUGGAGAUGGCGCGGGUCCUCAUGGAGCGCAACCAGUACAAAGAGCGGCUGAUGGAGCUGCAGGAGGCCGUGCGGUGGACAGAGAUGAUCCGAGCGUCCAGGGAGAGUCCGCAGAUACAGGAGAAGAAGAAAUCGACCAUCUGGCAGUUCUUCGCCCGGCUCUUCAGUGCUUCCUCCAGCCCUCCGCCAGCCAAGAGGCCCUACACAAGUGUCAACAUCCACUACAAGUCCCCAUCGCCGGCCGGCUUCUCACAGCGCCGCAGUCACACCAUGUGCCAGAUCUCCACUUCCAACCGCACGCUGGAAUUCUUCCCAGAAGACGACAGCGCGCUGUCGGCUCGGCGGGAGCAGCGGCGCGAGCAGUACCGCCAGGUCCGGGAGCACAUGCGCAGGGAGGACGGGCUCAUGCAGGCCUGUGGCUGGAGCGUGCCGCCCCGUUACAAACAGACAGGCGCUCUGCUGGAGCACUCGCAGGAGGGGUCCCUGAAGAAACACCAGCUCAGUCCCAAUGACAAGGAGGACAACCGCAUGAAGAAUGUCCCUGUACCUGUGUACUGUCGCCCCCUGGUGGAGAAAGAUCCCAACAGGAAGCUGUGGUGUGCAGCCGGAGUGGACCUGACUGGGUGGAAAGUGGCCUCCACACAGGAAACACGGCCCAGCGGCACUGACCCUCUGGCAACAGAGGGCAGCGGAGAGGAGAACAAGAGCAACCACAGCUCCCCCGAGAAAAAAAAGUCGAAGGAGCUUCACGAGACGGACUCCAUGAACAGCCGGGUGUGGAUCCUCACCAGCACCCACUCCGCCAGCAACGUGGUCAUCAUUGAUGCCAACCAGCCUGGCUCACUGGUCGACCAGUUCAACGUCUGCAACGCCCAUGUACUUUGCAUUUCCAGCGUGCCAGCGGCCAGUGAGAAUGACUACCCUGCAGGGGAGAUAUUCCCAGAGCAGGGUGAGGGGGGCUCGGAGGAGGCCGGGGGCAUGGAGGGCAUGCUGGCUGGCAUUACACUGGUGGGCUGUGCCACUAACUGCAGCGUGGUCCGCAGCAACUGCUCCUCCCGCACCGACACCCCAGUAGUGGACAGGGGUCAGGGCCACGUGGCUCCGCUGAUGAACGGGAAGAUGCACCCAGCCCAGUCCGCUGAGGAGGCCACCGAGGCCACCGAGGUGCCCGAAACUGUAGCCAGCGAGGCCGAGGAGGCAGCAGCCCCGCCUGGCCCCUUCACUGAGCAUGUGUUCACUGACCCCCACCCCCCAGCUGCAGAUGUACCAGUGGGCAGGGAUGCCGGCCAGACAAAGGAGGAGGCAAAUCCUGCAGGCCAUGAAACUGAGGAAGGAGGCGAGGAGUCCAGAGCUGGCACCAGCGCUGCCCCAACCAUGUGGCUGGGCGCUCAGAAUGGCUGGCUCUAUGUACACUCUGCUGUCUCCAACUGGAGGAAGUGUCUCCACUCCAUCAAGCUGAAGGACUCCGUUCUCAGUCUUGUGCAUGUGAAAGGGAGGGUGCUCGUGGCUCUGGCAGAUGGGACACUGGCCAUCUUCCACAGAUCUGAAGACGGCCAGUGGGACCUGAGUAACUACCACUUGAUGGACCUGGGGCGCCCGCACCACUCCAUCCGUUGCAUGGCGGUGGUGCAUGACAAGGUGUGGUGCGGCUACAAGAACAAGGUGCACGUGAUCCAGCCCAAGACCAUGCAGAUCGAGAAAUGUUUCGAUGCACACCCGCGCAGGGAGAGCCAGGUGCGUCAGCUGGCGUGGGUUGGGGACGGUGUGUGGGUGUCGAUCCGGUUGGACUCCACGCUGCGACUCUACCACGCCCAAACCCAUCAGCACCUGCAGGAUGUUGAUAUUGAGCCGUAUGUCAGCAAGAUGCUCGGUACGGGCAAGCUGGGCUUCUCCUUUGUGCGAAUCACGGCGCUCCUGAUCGCAGGGAACCGCUUGUGGGUGGGGACAGGGAAUGGAGUGGUCAUCUCCAUCCCCCUGACUGAAACUGUAGUCCUUCAUCGGGGACAGCUCCUGGGUUUGAGGGCCAACAAGGUGUCCCCCACGUCGUCGGGCGGUGUGAUCCACGUGUACUCGGAUGACAGCGCGGAGAAGGCCAGCGGCAGCUUCAUCCCCUACUGCUCCAUGGCCCAGGCGCAGCUCUGCUUCCAUGGCCACCGGGAUGCCGUCAAGUUCUUUGUCUCUGUGCCAGGCAAUGUGUUGGCCACCCUGAACGGCAGUGUGCUGGACAGUCCCACAGAGAACACUGGCUCAACAGCACCCCCAGAGUCUGAGGCCCAGAGUGUGCACAAUGUACUAGUGCUGAGCGGUGGAGAGGGCUAUAUUGACUUCCGCAUCGGGGAUGGAGAGGAUGACGAGACAGAGGAGGGCUCGGGCGAGGCUCCACAGAUCAAGCCAGCAUUGUCAAAAGCAGAGAGGAGCCACAUUAUCGUGUGGCAGGUGUCCUACGUCCCAGAGUGACACCAAAGUCCUGCAGCCCCCCACCCCCCAAAACUACCCCUGUCAUUCCCGGCACACCCCCCACUCCCACUCCCCCAAGGCACUGGCCAGAACUGCCCUGCACCUUACAAACCAACACCUUACAGACAGACAUCAGAAAUCUGCUACAACUGAAUCUAACUUUCCUUAAAAAACCUAUUACCUUGUACCCGUCCCCACCCUUGUUUGCAGAUGUGCUAGGACUUUGGGGUCACCUCAUUAAGUCCCGGCCCCCAAUGCUCUGCUCACAGCUCACUGCUGGCCACAUAGGGCUGAGUCACCUCAUGGGCGGCUGUCAGAACUUCUCCCAACCUCAGAUGCAAACAAAGGACACAGCAUGAAUAUGCUACUUGAGAGGGCUGCAUCCUAAAAUGGAAUAAAAGUGGAAUGUAGUUGUUUUGAGGGAAAAUGCUAAGGUGUGAUCAAACAGUGGGGGCAUGUGUGGAAAGUCAGAAGCCUUUGGAGAGGACAUCAGUGUCAUAGGGAUGGAGGCAGAGGAACAAAGCAAGUCGAGAGAAGGUUGAGGGGUUAUGUUGUAAUAUGUAAUGAAGCUGAUCUGAUGCUCAGUUGAAUGGGAUAACUGAAUGCUUUACACACAGAAUAAGAUAAUAAUAAAAUAAGGCUCAAUUGAUGAGAAGAGGCAGAAAGAAGUAGGACAGAAAGAAGAUAGUGGAGUUGUGUAGUGUAAAAUGAGUUUGAAAGAAAAACAGAUUUGGACAUGAUAUCAUAGGGCCACAGUUCAAUCAUACAGAUUAUUGUGUCAUUUAAUGAACUGACCACUUAUUACUGCUGUGAUCUCUGUGGCCAAUGGCUGCUUUUUUAAUGACCACUCACUGCAUACCAUUAAUGCAAUCUGGCUAUUUAUUUCUGCACUGAAAAUUCCAGCAACCAGCACUACAGCACCAAAUCCAUCUAUUACCCCUUUCAGGAAGCCAAAGUGUUUGUAUAUUUGAACUGGUAAUGGCAGGUUUUAUGGUGUAAAUAGAUAUAUAUUUAUAUACAUAUAUACAUAUUUAAGUAAAACAAAAACAUAUGAAAUAGAGGCCAGUUGUAGACAAAUAGUUCAGCAAGUUGCACUGACUUUUUGACACAGACUAUGCUGAAAAUAGAAAAAAAAGCAGGAAGGGACAUAGUGUUGUUUUUAAAUGAUGAACUUUUUGGGGACCAAGACACCUGCUUUGAAGGGAUUUGCCUCUGCAAACUACCUGUCUUGAGAAGUGUGCCUCAAAAAUCAUAGCAUAUAGAUCACAGGGGCCAAGCAAGUGGUACAUUUUCACAUUUUAAACUCAUAAACCAUGGGAAAUUGUGCAAAUUAUGCAAAAUUACUGGUUUCCCAUGUGUCAAGCAGUAACAAGGAAAUCUAGUGAGAACAAGUCAGAAACAAAUACAACCUCCAUAUCCUCGCAAUUUACACAGACAGCUGCCAAAAUCGAUGCCCUGGAUCAACAACUCUUUACGUAAGUGGUUGGCCCACUGUAUUGAUUCUGGUAUCCAUUCAUCAGUUAUAUGACUGGGACAUACUUAAACAAAGCACUAGCCACACCCCUGCACCACAUAAUGAUUGGUCAGUGCCCUAUUCCUCUUUUGUGACCAACAGUAAGCUGUGAGCUGAUUGGCUCAUGAAUCCUUUUCACCGAGAUUCCGCUGUGUUCCAUAUGUAAACCUCCCUGUAUGUAAAGCAAUUGAACCGUGUGGCCUGAUGCCUCACUCACCCAAGUCUCCUGGAAGCUGAGGCAGUAAGGAUAUCUCUACUUCUCCUCAUUCCCCUUCCCUGCUAUGUACUUAACUCAUCAAACAUCUCUUAUCUGUAUGUAAUAAACCUGUUCGUGCUAUGAA
Megalops cyprinoides (Indo-Pacific tarpon) is the source of this 6618-nucleotide messenger RNA. Its product is annotated as C-Jun-amino-terminal kinase-interacting protein 3-like. Gene Ontology annotation, molecular function: MAP kinase scaffold activity; JUN kinase binding; signaling receptor complex adaptor activity. Bases 754 to 4764 code for a protein of 1336 amino acids. Gene Ontology annotation, cellular component: cytoplasm. Lineage: Eukaryota; Metazoa; Chordata; Actinopteri; Elopiformes; Megalopidae. Gene Ontology annotation, biological process: vesicle-mediated transport. The record is from RefSeq and is a predicted model, not a curated record. The transcript has 33 exons.